Molecule: messenger RNA, 3125 nt
Organism: Bolinopsis microptera
Lineage: Eukaryota; Metazoa; Ctenophora; Tentaculata; Lobata; Bolinopsidae
Product: formimidoyltransferase-cyclodeaminase-like
Exons: 14
Coding region: 101-2020 (639 amino acids)
Molecular function (GO): transferase activity; folic acid binding
Source: RefSeq, a predicted model, not a curated record
UUCAACACUACUAUAUAACAAAUAAUUUGAGUAUAUGGAGAAAGUUCUAAAAGCUCACACAGACUACAAUUAACACAGAGACUACUAAAAACCUGCUGUAAUGUUUCGGCUCAACUGCUACCUCAGUUUAUCAUCACUUUACAUUUGGCUGUCAUUUGCAAUAGCUGCUAUCAACUUUCCAGGCAUUCCCAAUUGCUUCAAAACCAGAAUCAGUGGAAGAAUCAACAAUAAUCAAAACCAAACCUUCUCAAUUGAACAGCACUAUUGUUUGAUUGGAGAUGAUGAAAUUGGAAGGACUGUGUUCAAUUCUGGACAAUAUAUCAGUGGUUUAAUUUAUGAUGGAACUAAUAACCACUCAAUUAGAUAUGAUUUUACUAAUUGUAGUCUUGAACAAUUACCUACAAUCUACCGACCUUUUCAUUUUGUGGAAGAAAAUAGUCCUGGCAUUGAAGCAAUAUAUGAUGCAUUUUAUGCGUUUCAGAAUCGAUCCCUAAUAGACUCUGAUGAGAGUAUUUCUGAAAAUGGAGCUCAAAAAACAGUUUUUGUGCGAAAGGCUAACAGCACUCUACCUUUCCCAUAUGCCAUCACAGCAACCAUAGACAAUCAAUUGCAGCAGAUAGAUAGAGUUGUCAUCUCCCGCUCACUAGAAAACAAGAGCUCUGAUUGGCUCGUGAUGAUGAGAUAUGGUGAAUUAGUUGAAAUAAGUGACGCUGACCUGACCGACCCCUCUGUCAUCACCCUUCCUCCCCACGAUGUUUUCUGUAAAUCUGAUAAACAGGUUGAAGUGCCGCAACUUGGGAAGUUCUACUACAUGGAAGUCCGGAUACUUAGCGAGUACUACAAGAAACAAGAAUCUCUCAGUCUCAUUAAGAUAUCUGAGUAUGUGUACGAUGGUCUGAUCAGUGUAGGGUACCACGCUAGUACCGACCAACACGUGCACUACACCAACAUAGUGCACGAUUACAGCACUGGUGCUGGGGUGCUUAUUAACCGGGAUAUGGAGCUGUGUCAGAGGUACAAGAUAAAGGCUCAGGCUAAUGCCACCAUCAGUGAUAAGAAACAGCUGUUCAAGACGGAGACCCUGGAUCAAAUGCAUCUGUUCGAGAAGAAAUACUUUGUCCUGUUUUGGCAGGUGUUGGAGCUAUUAAAAAACGAAAGCACUGGAUGGCAGUACCAAGGAAGUCGCAUGGUUGAUUCUACACAGUGCAAUGUUUGGAGUUAUCCGAUACACAACAGUUGGAUUGCUGAGAUUGCCUUCUCCGUGGAGAAGAUACAUCUACGUCAGAGCAGUUACACCAACAAGCUACAAUCUGUGCUGGUGUCGGUUGACUUGUAUCGGAUUGAGGCCCGGGCGGAUUCUUUACCAGCGAUCUCUUUCAGGAUAUCCGACUAUCAGAUCGACAGUAAUCCAGUUUCAACAGAGUUGCUCUACGAUACGUCAGUGUGUUACGAAGGAGAGAACUCCUGUGUCAUACAGUUCAAACUCAACAUCACAUUCCAGACCUUACAUAGGAUUGGUCUGGGAAAUGUUAAGAGGGCAAUAGUUCAGUCAAUCGCCUCAAAAACAAAAGUAAAAGAGCAACAAAUACACCAUGUCUCUCUUUCCCCAGUCCCUGCCUCGCAGUCUCUCGUGUCUCUUACUGUGUAUCAUGGCAUCGGCAAUGACAUUCUUGCUAUUCAACUAUUUAAAGAUCGGAUAAAGACAGCGAUAGAUAACAAUAUGUAUGUUACAUUUGCAAAUGAGAAUUCUAACCAGAUUCAAGUAGCGUACAGUGUCAAAGAUUCCCUUGUGUUUGACUAUCAGAUUGUCAAUACUCAGCAUUGGUCCGUUUCAGUAGCAGCUACUAUCAGUCUGUGUAUUGGUACGCUCUUCAUUGGUAUUAUCCUGGGCGUACUUUCUAUUAACUGCUGGAAAAGGAAGAAGAGUUCUGCCACAGAGGGGGGUUCCUCCUACUACCGCCGCUUCAAGGACGAGGAAAUUGAAGAGGUAGAGUUCAACAAUGACAGCACUAACUUAUGAAACACAAGGAAAUAUUCUCAACGCUGACUACAUCAACUUGCGAAACAUUAGAGAAUAUUCUCAACGCAGACAGUAUCAACUUGACAAGCGUGGAAGAAAAUGUUGUUGAACAUGCUUUUUGGAUUUAACGUUUGUGUUUUAUAUGAACUUUGCUAAAACUCCGAUAUCUGUAUUAAUAACUACGUUUAUUUUGAAAAUACUUGAAUUCAUCAACCUGGUUGAUUGAUUGGAGACUGGCUCAUUGACCUGUAAAGUAUACCUGUAAAGUAUUGUAUAAAGAAUCCACAGGAAUCGUCGACUAAACAGUAUACAUAUUUCGAUCGGUUUUUUAUGAAAUUAUUUAACUAUUCAAUAAAUGCAUUAAAGUUUAAAAUAUAUUUAAUGCCUGCUAAGUUUUAGUGAUGAAGGAUUAUGAACUGAAGUUUAAUCAAAUACAGAGUUCUGCGCUGGCCGCUUAAAUUGUUUAUUGUAAUAAUAUUUAAUUAUUAAAGAAACAGACUGAAGUCAAUGGGGAAUUUUGUUUUACAUAAAUAAAGAUUUGGCUAAUAAUAUUGAGAAACGAAAUAAUGGUUGAGUUGCUUAAAAUCUGAUGAAUUUGCCUUUUUUGACAGGUGUUAUGAUUGUUAAUGUUUUAUAAUAAUAUUCUAUUUGAGUCCCAGCCAUAGCGCCUGUGGCUAAGUGCAACUCAUGAAGUGGCCAGGAAAUGCAGCUUUAAAUACACAUAAUGCAGCUUGUAUGCAGUUAUGCACACCACAUAUUUUCUAUUAGAAGCGAGGAGAAACUGUACUGUCUGCAGAAGUUGUCCAUCUUUUACUGUUUGGGAAUUUACAGUUUAUAAAUACAUUUCUUCCGAAGAAGUCACUUUGUCGGAGAAUUUUUGACAAACUCUCUACACAAUCAUUGUCAAUUUCUAUAAUGUUUCUAAAUGAAUGUGAAAUUGGCCCCUGGGCCCUGGUGUGCCUGUAUAAUUGUACUGGAACUGCGCUUUGUGUUCCCGAUUAACCGAUCAGCUUACACACAAAAGCAACGACAAGUCAACUGAUGGAGCAGCAUGUGGUUUCUCCUCCGACAUAAUCAUAUGCUGGCAUAAACAAGCCAAUAUUCC